AUGACAGGAGAUACCAAGACAGCAGAUGGGAUCAAAGCUACCGAUUCUGCCAACAAUGUCAGGAGGAGUAGUCGAGCCUCAGUUUUGAAGACCAUCAAGAAUACCCUUCAAGACAUCUUUGAUCCCCCGGAACCAGAGAGAUUGCCACCAAAACGACAUCCCCCCAAACAGCUUGCUUUUGGUUGUCACACUGCUGACGAACAUUUUGACUAUGUUGACGCGAUUUGCAAGGAAGCUGUCAGCUGGCAUGGGAAAGAGGGACUGGAUACAAUGGGAUUUGAGUUCCGGUUGGUCCAUCACCCAAAGACAUGCACUUGCCCAGAAAACAUCGCUGCCAACAACAACAAAGAUGAUGAUGAUUUGACAGAUAGUGAAGCAGAUGACGAAGAAGAGGAAGCUGGACCCAUGAGUGAGUCCUCCUUCAUGGUGCCUUUAAAAGAACAGGAAGAUUUCACAUCUACCAUGGUACCCCUCAAUGAUGGAGUUGCUUUUACAAGUAUUGGUGGCUCGGGUUCCAUUACAUCUGCGUCUCCAUAUGCAUCCAGUGUCGUGUCUCGCAACACUUCCGCGGCCAGUCUCUUUUCAUUGGCUACACACAACACUGACACAGAUUUUUCUGGCACCAUGGAUGAUAGACAACGACCUGGAAGCCGGCGAUCGUCGUUGGCUCGCAGGAGUGCCCGCUUUCCCUUGGCUACCAUUUCUUCUCAACCAGCCAUCGCUGUCAUGGAACAGAAUUCUUGUGCAUUGCGAUUGCAUCAUGUCCCAUCUGGUGGGACACUGGUAACACCAGAGAACCAUUUGCAAUUCAUACCCGAUGGCAAAUUUUAUGACGAGCUGGCACGUCUCUGUAUGGAAUAUUCACAAGCAGUAAUGCUGGCCGAAGCAGACUUGGAAUGGGUGACCAUACCUACUACCAAUACUACUGCUCUUGAUGAACAAGUAGGAGAACGGGACAACAGCAACAAGGGUAAAUACGGUGCAAUGGUCAGUCGAACCUACAUGGAACGAAGGAGACAACGACAACCUGGAGCUGACAGUCAUGAAACUAAGGAGAAACAAAACACGCUAGUGAUCAUUACAGGAAAAGGGGAAGUCCAAGCUGGAAUCUUCUCACGACGACAUUUGCUUGUAACCAGCAUGGAAGCUGCCACAGCGCUGCCUUUUACCCGGGGAGCGCAAGACCGUGGGAUGGACAUUAUCAUUCUGGAUCCAAAUGCGCUAGGCUAUAGAAUGGGGAUGGAUGUCGUGGAGAACAGUUUGAAAUAUCUCUUCUUGGAGGACGGCGCAUGCAAUGGCGAGGAAGAAAUCUAUGUGUUGGCACAUAGCAUGGCUGGGGCCCAGAUUGUCAGGUUCUUCACAAGUAACACGUGCUCUCACAGCCGUCCUGCUACACCCGCAUCAUCGGCAAGUGAAGGUACCACAACAGCCAAAACUGAGGAAAUGAGUGCCAAUGCUGAUGCUGAAAUUGCUAAAUUGUUGUCAAAGAUUAGUGCUGUGGCCUUCACUGACUCCAAUCAUAACAUCAACUGGACCAAGAGGCAUCCUGACUUGACUGAGAUGCUCACCGGACCAAAAUCACUCUACAUCAAAUCCCACAAAGUCCAUGAAAAGGCCAAGUCAUUGGGAGAAAAACAUCAUGACUGCCAGUUUUGGAAGCAUCGAUUUGGAGAUAUCAAAACUCUUUGGGCUGGAACCCAUGAGCAUGCACUGACAAACUACACAGCAAGAGCACAUAUUUGGGAACAUUUUGACGUUUGUUUGGAGGCGGAGGACCAGCAGCAACAACACCAAUAG
Seminavis robusta is the source of this 1797-nucleotide messenger RNA. The record is from the annotation of a GenBank genome assembly. NCBI's taxonomy places the organism in Eukaryota, Bacillariophyta, Bacillariophyceae, Naviculales, Naviculaceae.